GCUUCCUGUGUGUUAAUAGUAAUGACUCGUGCAAAUUCGCGGUUGUGACCUGAUGCGGAGGUGUGUGCCAUUUCCAACACAUAUGGCGCCUCGUACCGUGACGUUCUUUCACUCUUCCCACUGAGUAUCCUACUGUAAGUCUCCCUGACACAGAUCGUUACUGUACGCAGAAAAGCUCGAGAGAGGAAACAGCUUCCUGGGUAUCUGAUAAUGACGGGAGUUAUUUUAUCCUGGCCUGCGCUUGCGCUUGCGCUGCUCCUUCUCUUCAUGGUGAAAAAGUCCCCGAGUGGCGGCAAGCGAAAGGCGGGCGUGAGUGGCGAGGGGUGGAGGCGGCAGCAGACUGCCAGUGACCUGAGAUUCCGAAAAUACGCAAUACAGUACCGUGACCGAGUGUACACUAAUAAUGGCAGGAUGCUUGCAUUCUGUGGAGUCCUCGACGGUGGACAACUUCGAAAGGCGCCUCAGCAGGGUACCUAGAGUUCAAGAACUCCUAUGUCUUGAGUGCAGUAUCAAGAUGCGAGUGCAAGAUAGCAGUCGAGCAGCGACGCAUGGAUACACUACAACAGCGAUCACACCCUGGCGAAACAUACUGUGUCUAUGAUUUGAAUGCAAACCACCGAAUGCAAGCUCAAGGGAAGAAGCCUCGGCUGAUGAGAUCGAUACAAAUCCUGGGGGAGACGGCUUUUCCCUAGUGUACUGUGUAAGUCGAGUUUGGCG
Molecule: messenger RNA, 717 nt
Organism: Chaetomium strumarium
Lineage: Eukaryota; Fungi; Ascomycota; Sordariomycetes; Sordariales; Chaetomiaceae
Exons: 1
Coding region: 211-477 (88 amino acids)
Source: RefSeq, a predicted model, not a curated record